CAAUCUCCUCCACCCAUUUCAUAAUCUUCAUCACCAUCACUAAUUUCCUCUCUUACUACACUCCCUCUCUCUCUCUUUCUCUCACUCUGAUUCUCCAUUUCUUACUUCAUCACACCAGUCAUGGCUGCUGCUGUUAGCGCUGCAGUCUCUCUACCUUCCACCAAGGCCACCUCCCUUUCAGCUAGAACAUCCAUUAUUUCUCCAGAAACCAUCAAUUUCAACAAGGCCUCCUUACACUACAGAAAUGUGUCGUCUACGGGUGCCAAGAUGGCGCCAAUCAGAGCACAGGUAACCACAGAAGCUCCUGCUAAGGCUGAGAAGAUUUCCAAGAAACAAGAAGAAGGGGUGAUUGUCAACAAAUAUAGGCCAAAAGAGCCAUAUGUUGGAAGAUGCCUUCUUAACGUCAGGCUCACUGGGGAUGAUGCCCCGGGUGAGACUUGGCACAUGGUCUUCAGCACUGAGGGGGAGGUGCCUUACAGAGAAGGGCAGUCAAUUGGGGUGAUCGCAGAUGGCAUAGACAAGAACGGGAAACCUCACAAGCUGAGGCUGUACUCGAUUGCCAGCAGUGCCCUUGGGGACUUUGGAGACUCCAAGACUGUCUCUUUGUGUGUCAAAAGGCUUGUCUACACCAAUGAUCAAGGUGAAAUUGUUAAAGGAGUUUGCUCGAACUUUUUGUGUGACUUGAAAGCUGGUGAUGAAGUCAAGAUUACUGGCCCUGUGGGGAAAGAAAUGCUUAUGCCGAAAGACCCCAAUGCUACAGUCAUAAUGCUCGGAACUGGAACUGGGAUUGCUCCUUUCCGCUCAUUCUUGUGGAAAAUGUUCUUCGAGGAGCACGAGGACUACAAGUUCAACGGCUUAGCAUGGCUAUUCUUGGGUGUUCCAACAAGCAGCUCCUUGCUCUACAAGGAGGAAUUUGAGAAAAUGAAGGAGAAAAACCCAGAGAACUUCCGGCUGGACUUUGCUGUGAGCAGAGAACAGACAAACGCCAAGGGGGAGAAGAUGUACAUCCAAACUCGGAUGGCUGAGUAUGCGGAGGAGCUGUGGGAGCUGCUCAAGAAAGACAACACGUUCGUGUACAUGUGUGGACUCAAGGGAAUGGAGAAGGGAAUUGAUGACAUUAUGGUUUCCUUAGCUGCUAGAGACGGUAUCGACUGGAUAGAGUACAAGAGGCAGUUGAAGAAGGCAGAACAAUGGAAUGUGGAAGUGUAUUAAGCUGUUGCUUGUAUAAAUGUUUUGUACAAAAUUCAGCCCUACCUGCAUUUUUCAUCUGUGCUCAUCAGCUCAUGCAAUGUAUUAAGCAGGGUACUAUCUUUAAAAAAAUGUUGCUUUUAUCUUUUA
Molecule: messenger RNA, 1338 nt
Organism: Salvia hispanica
Lineage: Eukaryota; Viridiplantae; Streptophyta; Magnoliopsida; Lamiales; Lamiaceae
Product: ferredoxin--NADP reductase, leaf-type isozyme, chloroplastic
Molecular function (GO): oxidoreductase activity
Source: RefSeq, a predicted model, not a curated record